This is a messenger RNA of Exaiptasia diaphana, 1318 nucleotides long. RefSeq lists its product as uncharacterized. NCBI's taxonomy places the organism in Eukaryota, Metazoa, Cnidaria, Anthozoa, Actiniaria, Aiptasiidae. The transcript has a single exon. The coding region runs from base 150 to 887 and encodes 245 amino acids. The record is from RefSeq and is a predicted model, not a curated record.
ACGUAACUCGGCCAUUCAUUGAAAGACGUUGAAUUCGAAAGAGUGGUAUAUCGYUUUAAACAAUCAAAAUAAACUUCUAUACAGCACAAGAAGGAAAGAUUUAUACACAUUCUCUUAAGAAGAAACUUUGGGAACAUUUGUGUUAAAAAAUGGAGAGAGAAACAGAAAGAAUUAUUCAAGUUUCUUUAACUAAAAUAUCAGACUGUCGACGUCGUCGUGGUGGACCGUUGUUGAGACGAAGUUUGCUCGUUUCUAAUAUUCUAAACAGUGCAAUAACGACUUCAGAAACAUCUUACAGAAACUACAGAACACCGAAAGAGCUUGAUUUGGACUGUGAUGGACUUGAACAAGAGACAAUGUGUGUCGAUCGACCGAAUUCGUUGCGUGACGACGCGGGUGGAUCAGGAAAUUCACAUGAGUUCAGAAAUACGUCAAAUAAUAACGUGCYAGAUAGCAAAGUACUUUGUGAAAGAACAGUUAUCGAAAAUCAAGUCAUAAAUACAACAACUACUAAAGAAAGGGAUAAUAAAACGUYAGCAACGAAUAGUUCACCAAACUCUUUAUCAUCGAACAAGGAAUCGACUGUAAAGUCYGUCACCGUUGGGUUAAAACGCCCUCGGUCCCAAUAUGUAAAUGAACCUUGUGAAAAGCACGCGGUCACCCGAAAAAGGUGCCGAACAAUGGAAAAGAACUCAAAAGACAGCGAGAAUAUUGAGCCUAUGGAUGUAUCGGUUCUUGUUAAUGUAUUUAGUACUAGUUUAAGCGGACUUUCGGGAUUUUCUACGAAUUCUACGUCGAGUGAAACGUUUAUAUUUUCAUGUAUAAACUCUCCUGUGAACAGUGGCUAUAGCUUGCCGAAAUGGCAGCAUACUGUAGCAGCMUUCUGAACAGAAAACAAGAAACAAGUACUCUGAUGAACAGAUACUGAACGUGUMAUGUCUGAGAAAGAUUACAGCUGUGGUAUGUUGUGGCUUGUUCGUUAUAUCCUGGAAGUAGCCGUUAUUACGCAACAAGUAAACUUUACUUCUKAGAAUAUUAURAUGGUGGACAUGCAUGGCAGACGAACCCAUUGUUAUAACCUGUCCUCAUUAGWUUUUYACGACAAAAGCCCAACUUCAACAAGCGAACAAAAAGGAUAUUUGAAAGAGAUUGUAUAUUUUAUAAAAAAAAGAAUCUUGUUUCGUAAAGUUUUGUGAAAUUUUGAUACCAUGGUCGAAACGUUUAUAUCCCGAAAGCUUGUAAAUACUUUAGUGAAAGUAAUAUUUCAAAAAAUUCUAAAUGUAUAUGAUUAUCAACAAAUAAAAAGUUCAAAAUACUA